AUGUCCCAACACCAGCAACGAAACGAAAACAGUGCAUGGCGUCCAUAUCAGCAACGGAACGAAAACAGUGGAUGGCAUUCAUCUCAGCAACAGAAUGAAAACAGUGGAUGGCAUCCAUAUCAGCAACGGAAUGAAAACAGUGGAUGGUAUCCAUACCAGCAACGGAACGAAAACAGUGGAUGGCAUCCAUAUCAGCAACAGAAUGAAGACAACCAAUACCAGCAAUACAAUGAAAAUAGCGGAUUGUACACAUAUUCGCAACAAAAUGAAAAUAAUAAAAGAAUGUACAGACAACAAAUUCAAAAGCAAGAGGUCGUGACUGCUUAUGACAGAAAAGUAACUCAUGAGAUCUUUUAUGAUACUAUGGAAUUCCUGGAAAAAUAUAUUGAGAUAGCUGGUUAUUAUCCUGAUUGGAAUGCAAGGAGGCAAUUUCCUAAUAAUAAUGUUAAAAGAACUAUCGACGGACCAGAAGACGCUGAAGAAUGUUUUUCGACUGUAUUGCUUGGACUUAAAAAUACAAUUAAACGUAAACCUCCUUUUAUUCAAGAAGAAAUUAAACAAGAGUACAACCGUUGGAUUAGCUCCACUGGAAUCAACGAAAAUAAUUGUCCUGAAAGAUUACAGCUUAUUUUAUUUGGAUUUAAUGAAAUAUUAGAAGGUAGAAGUGAAAAGUUCGAUAAAGAUUUGAAAAAUUGCAAACAAACCCUUGAUCAUAAUUCUUCUGAAUAUGCAAAAGAAUUAAACAAAACUUUUGCGGCUGUUCAAGCUCCACUACGAAAUGAAAGGAAAAUAGCAGAGUCUCUCGAGGGUAAAAAGUAUAAUGGAAUUGAUAUUAAAAAUAAGUUUAACGGUAACAUAGAACAAGGUCAAGGAGUUCUUAACAAAAUUGCUAGUGCUGCUGGCAAUUUUCAUGAAAAUUUCUACUUUUUUCCGCAAGAGGAUCGAAAAGAGGUAAUGAUCUAA
Messenger RNA from Racocetra persica, 963 nucleotides. The record is from the annotation of a GenBank genome assembly. Lineage: Eukaryota; Fungi; Glomeromycota; Glomeromycetes; Diversisporales; Gigasporaceae.